Messenger RNA from Phalaenopsis equestris, 768 nucleotides. Its product is annotated as nodulin-related protein 1. NCBI's taxonomy places the organism in Eukaryota, Viridiplantae, Streptophyta, Magnoliopsida, Asparagales, Orchidaceae. The record is from RefSeq and is a predicted model, not a curated record. The transcript has a single exon. Gene Ontology annotation, biological process: regulation of abscisic acid biosynthetic process; response to heat. The coding region runs from base 171 to 575 and encodes 134 amino acids.
UUACAGAGAAAGAAGUAGAAAACAACCAGCCAACAAAAAGCUAACGCGUGAUCCUCGCUCUAAAACCGUGUAAACCCUUCUCGGCAUCUUAAAAAUCACAUCUUCAUAUACUUCAGAUCUUAAAAAUCAAAUUUUUAUUUAGAAAACCAAGGCUUCCAUCCUUCUUCUUCAUGGAUUCUCAUCCAGAUAACACAAAUACUUCCUUCCACCCACAGCCUUCACCUGCCCAGCUCCUUUCCAGCGCCAAGGUGGUGGCGAACGCCGCCAAAUCAGCUCUCCGCCAUGAAUCCGCAGAGUUAGACAAGGCGAAGCUGGCUGAGGCUGCUGAGGAUCUUCUGAAUGCUGCUUCUCACUAUGGAAAGAUUGAAGAGAAGAGCUAUGGAAAGUAUGUGCAAAAGGCAGAGAGCUAUCUCCACCAGUACCACUAUUCCCAUUCCUCUUCUACUUCGCAGAUUACUUCUUCCACUGCCCAUUCUUCUUCAGCUGGCCACUCUGUUCAUGGCGGAGGAGGAGUUUCGGAUGGUGGAUUUGGGGAUUAUCUGAAGCUUGCAGAGGGGUUUUUGAAGAAACAUUAAUAAAGCUUUUGUUCCCUCCCCCCCUCUCUCUCUCUCUCUCUCUCUCUCUCUCUCUCUCUCUCUCAAUUUGGAUUUAGUAAUUCCUGUAAAUCUAAGUUUUAUGAAUAUUGAGGGGCUUUAUUAUAUUUCGAUAGAUUGUUUGGCAUAUCUAAUAUCUUACUGUAAAUUUUAUAUAAAUACCAUCCUAUUUAUG